Messenger RNA from Aureococcus anophagefferens, 879 nucleotides. RefSeq lists its product as hypothetical. The transcript has a single exon. The annotation marks the transcript as partial. The record is from RefSeq and is a predicted model, not a curated record. NCBI's taxonomy places the organism in Eukaryota, Pelagophyceae, Pelagomonadales, Pelagomonadaceae.
CUGGUACAACGCGACGACGGACGAGAGCCAGUGGCACGCGCCGGGCGAGGACCCGCCGCCCGACGACUACGCCUACGACGCCGGCGCCUACGCCCGCGACGGCGCCGACGCCGCCGCGCCGGCGGCGGACGUGAGCGCGCUCAUCAGCGACGACAGCGACGACGGCGGCGACGGCGCGGACGAGGAGCUGCCGCCCUGGGCCCGCGACGAGCCCCGCGCCGGCGGCCCGCGCUUCGCCGCGGCGCCGCGGGGCGGGGACCCGCGCUUCGACGCGGCGCCGCAGAACGGGCGCUUCGAGAAGCCCCGGGCGGCGGCGCAGAACGGGCGCGCCGAGGAACCGAGGGCGGCGGCGCAGAACGGGCGCGCCGAGGAGCCCCGGGCGGCGGCGCAGAACGGGCGCGCCGAGGAGCCCCGGGCGGCGGCGCAGAACGGGCGCGCCGAGGAGCCCCGGGCGGCGGACGCUCGCGAGCCGCGGGCCGCGGCGCGGAGCGGGGACCCGCGCUUCGCGUCGCCGGACGCGCGCGCGCCCGCGCCCGCGCCCUGGACGCCGCCGAGCGCGGCCGUCUUCGCCGCCGCCGAGGCGCACCGCUGGAUCGACGAGCCGGACGCGCCCCCGCCGGCGCCGGAGCCGCGCGUCGACGCGGCGCCGGCGCGGCCGCCGGCGCUCGACGUCCGCGACGUGCGGCCGCCGGCGCUCGACGUCCGGGACGUGCGGCCGCCGGCGCUCGACGCGCGGGAUCCGCGCGACCCGGCGCCGCGCGACCCGGCGCCGCGCGACCCGGUGCCGCGGGCGCCCGAGCCGCCGGCCGCGGCGAGCCGCGACGACGACACCUUCGAGCUGUCGACGGACGACGAGGACGAGGACCUCGAGCCCGAGCC